Messenger RNA from Anopheles coluzzii, 837 nucleotides. Its product is annotated as general transcriptional corepressor trfA-like. NCBI's taxonomy places the organism in Eukaryota, Metazoa, Arthropoda, Insecta, Diptera, Culicidae. Bases 99 to 719 code for a protein of 206 amino acids. The record is from RefSeq and is a predicted model, not a curated record. The transcript has 2 exons.
AAUUACUCUCUGGUGCCAUUUUAUCGAACGUCGUAUAAAUAUCACCCGAUGCCUCAGAUAAGCACAUCAUUCACGUUUAAUCCUCCAAACGAUAGACAAUGAAGACUUUCAUGAUUUUGGUACUGUGUGCGGCAAUCGCUCUGGUUGCUGCCGAGGAUAAGAAGGGUCCAGCCACCCAUCACGAUGUUAAGCAGCAGGAAAGCCACGCUCCGCAGCAGCCGAAGCAGCACGACCAGCACCAACAACACCAACAACAGCAGCACCCAGCAUCUCAGCAGCACUCGCUGAAGCAAACCCAGCAGCACCAACAGCCACAGCCGGCACCCCACAAGUAUAAGCGUGAAGCACCAAAGGACUCGGCUGCGGGACAUUCGACCACCGCUGCACCGAAGGCAACCGUCGAUCCGAAACAGCCGUCCGUGCUGCCGGCCAUCAUCGGACAGGCCCCGAAAAACAAGCGUGACACUGUAGCUGCUCAGCCAGCCGCCGCUGCCCGCCCAUCCACCAAUGCUCCACCAAAGGCCGCUGCUGCAGGAGCUACCACCAACGGCCAGCAGCGUAAAACCCAGUCCGCCCCGCGUCCUACUGCAAACAAGCAGCAGCAGAGCCGUGAUCAGGCAUCGAACAAGCCCCAAACGACUGGAAAUGCAAAGGUACCGGCUACCGUUAACCAGCCCGCCUCGAACCCGACGACUGCUAACCCCGCGAAGAAGGUUUAAAUCACACAAAAGUGGAACUGAACGAAUCGAAUCGAUGAUCGAUAAUUUGUGAAGAUGUGUUUUUUUUUUAUUUACACAAUGUGUUUUUCUAUUAAAAAAAAUCAAAUAAACACACGUU